Sabethes cyaneus is the source of this 1600-nucleotide messenger RNA. Its product is annotated as zinc finger protein 470-like. Bases 2 to 1600 code for a protein of 532 amino acids. The transcript has 4 exons. NCBI's taxonomy places the organism in Eukaryota, Metazoa, Arthropoda, Insecta, Diptera, Culicidae. Gene Ontology annotation, biological process: regulation of transcription by RNA polymerase II. Gene Ontology annotation, cellular component: nucleus. The record is from RefSeq and is a predicted model, not a curated record. Gene Ontology annotation, molecular function: RNA polymerase II cis-regulatory region sequence-specific DNA binding; DNA-binding transcription factor activity; zinc ion binding.
AAUGACAAAAACAUGUCUACUGAAAGAUUGCCGUCAACAUUCUACUUCAAAAACUUCCAAAAAACCGGGCAUGUUCCGGUUUCCGCAAACAACUGGUACGAAUUUCUAUUUAACAAAGCUUUCGGAUGAGCGGCGGCACAAGUGGAUGGCUGCGCUGGGCGUAGCACAAGGCAGAAAAUGCGGUGGAUUAUAUGUUUGUGGGCGGCAUUUUGUUUCAGGUACACCCGCCAGGGUUACUGAUAUCAACGAUGUGGAUUGGGUGCCAACUCUAAACCUUCCCGUGGUUCCCGUAAAAAAUGGAAGCAGUACCAGUGUUGUUGAGAAUGAAGGAACUACCGGGAAUCAAAAUAAAGCAGAUAACGAUCAAAACAAACAACCACAACCCCAACCGCCCCAAACUAACUUGAAACCAGAAGUGCAAGAAGUGAAGAUUACAAGUAACGCACCUUGGAUUCCGCAGGUAAAUGAUACGACUGUUGAUAAUAGAAAAAGUAUUCGGCAAACGCAAAAGCUCCUCUGCCGAUUAUGCCUUCGAACAUACCCGAAGCCACGAAUGGAUUUAAUAUUCAAAAAUGGAUCUGAUCUAAGGAAAAACAUUUAUAUCACUAUUGGAGUGAAGGUUAAAAAGCACGACCGCUCUGUUCAUAUAUGCAUUAAUUGCCGCAAUAUUGUCCGCUUGAUUGACCAAUUUCAACAAGCUUGCAGCGUUAGUGAUGCUCUACUAGCUAAAUCAAUGUGCGAUAUGCCAUCGAAUACCUGGUCCAUUCUGGACAAUAUGGUGGCAAUUAAAAAUGUGGCCGAUUUGAUGGAAAAACACAAGUCUGAAGUGGAUGCUUUAUACACUGCAAAAGCCGACCCAGAAUUUGCUGUGUGUGACAUAGAACCUAAAGAUAGUUUUGAUGAUAAAACGGAUAAAAAUUUGAGUGAAAUUAAAGUUGAUGCAAUUUUUGAUCAACAACAGCAAGGAGUUUUACCAAACUUUGUUGAGAAAUCUGUUGAAAUUCAGUCCACCUCCUGUUCCGUUACGAGCAGUCAGUCCAACCAGAAGCGAUAUACUAAUAUACUUGAUCUAGAAAAAAUUAUAUGCCCAGUAUGUGGAAAAAUCCUUACCCGGCAUGCCCAGGAAGGGCACAUGAACGGACAUCUCGGUGAACGACCGUACUCGUGUGAUAUCGAAGGAUGCAAUGUGAAGCUCCCGUCGAAGCUUGCCCUACAGCAGCAUCGCAGCCGGCACAAAACUGCAAACCGUUACUUCGAUUGCGAAAAGUGCGGCAAGAAAGUCAAAGGCACCGCCUACUGGCUUAUCCACCGGAAGAUGCACACCGAAGAGCCAAAGUUUGCCUGCAACAUUUGCGGCAAGAAAUUCCAUCGAAAAUUCAGACUGAAAAUGCACAUGACUGUCCAUACUGGGGAUGCCCAGUAUCCAUGCGAAAUAUGUGGAAGAUACUUCACCUUGAAGCACAACCUUAGGGCACACUAUAAGAUACACGUAAAAAACGGAACAUACCCACCGGGUUUGAAGCUCAAAAAUACGCGUAAUCCAAUAGAAAAUGCGCCAGAAAUUAGUACCUUUGAUGAACAAUGUGAGGGAACACAAUAA